This is a messenger RNA of Trematosphaeria pertusa, 915 nucleotides long. RefSeq names its product DUF55-domain-containing protein. Bases 1 to 915 code for a protein of 304 amino acids. Gene Ontology annotation, cellular component: nucleus. The transcript has 2 exons. Lineage: Eukaryota; Fungi; Ascomycota; Dothideomycetes; Pleosporales; Trematosphaeriaceae. The record is from RefSeq and is a predicted model, not a curated record.
AUGGCAGGCACACGAAGAUCCGCGCGGCAAUCAACAUCCACAGCCCCUAAGUACGCAGAAGACAGCUCAUCAGCUUCAGAAGACGCAGCGCCGAAGCGCAAUGGCAAGAAAACGCCGCGUCGCAAGCGCGCUCGCGAGGACGAGCAAGUCGCCGCGAAGGAUGAAGGCCCACCGCCUCCUAAGAAGAAAGCCGCGAAAUCCGCACCGAAGCCCCCGAAAUCCACGCCCAAACGCGCCCGCUCUCCCAAACCUCCGCAAGCCCCUGCCGCCCCUCCUCCCGCUCCUUCCUCGGAUACAAAUCGCGACGCCGACGGCAACCAGGAAGUAUACUGGCUUUUCAAAGCAGAGCCGCUCCCGCGCUACGAAAACGGCGUCAACGUCGCCUUCUCCAUCGACGACCUAGCCGCCUGCGACCGUCCCGAGCCCUGGACCGGGGUGCGCAACCCGCAAGCGCGGAACAACAUGCAAGCGAUGCGCAAGGGCGACCUCGGCUUCUUCUACCACAGCAACGCGAAGCCGAGCGGGGUGGUGGGCAUACUGCGCGUGGUGGAGGAGGCGAAGGUGGAUGAGACGGCGUUCGAUAGCAAGGAUCCGUAUUAUGAUCCGAAGAGCGAGCGCGAGAAGCCGAAGUGGUAUUGCGUGGGGGUCGAGUUUGUGAGAAAGUUUGACGGGGUGGUGGAUUUGCAGAGGAUUAAGAGGUAUGCGGGGAAGGGCGGGAAGCUGGAGGGUUUGCAGUUGGUGACAAAUGGGAGGCUUAGCGUGUGUCGCGUGAGGAAGGAGGAGUGGGAGUUCAUUCUUGGUUUGGCAGAAGGGAAGGAGGAGGGCGAGAGUGAUGACAAAGGCGUGAACGAUGGUGAGGGCGGAGAGGCGACUGCGGGCACUGAAAAAGGGACGAAUGAGGACAAGGAUUCAUGA